Magnolia sinica is the source of this 870-nucleotide messenger RNA. RefSeq lists its product as uncharacterized. The record is from RefSeq and is a predicted model, not a curated record. Lineage: Eukaryota; Viridiplantae; Streptophyta; Magnoliopsida; Magnoliales; Magnoliaceae. The transcript has 2 exons. The coding region runs from base 1 to 870 and encodes 289 amino acids. Gene Ontology annotation, biological process: DNA integration. Gene Ontology annotation, molecular function: nucleic acid binding.
AUGACAUCUUGUCAAAAGAUCCAGCAUAAAGGCAGCAAAUCAGACAGCGAGCAAGUAGAUUCAUCAUUUAUGGUGAGGUGCUUUACAGAAAAUCUUACAACGGGAUGUUGCUACGUUGUCUUGACGAACAAGAAGCAAGUCAAGAGCUACGAGAAGCUCAUUCCAGAGAAUGUGGGGCACAUCAGGUGCCAUGAAUGUCAAAUUCAUGGAGAUGUCGUGCAUGUUCCCCCUGAAGCUCUCCAUCAAACAGUUACUUCUUGGCCUUUCGCCGCUUGGGGGCUCGAUGUAAUUGGGCUCAUAAAUCCACCUUCAUCCAAAGGAAACCAAUAUAUUUUGGCAGUAACAGACUAUUUCUGCAAAUGGACAGAAGCAAUUGCAUUGCGCAAUGUCAAAGAGAAAGAUGUAGUCAAUUUCAUUCGACAUGUGAUAAUAUAUCGUCAUGGCAUCCCGAAGAAGAUUGUUACCGAUAAUAGUAACCCCUUCAAGAAUAGAGACAUGGAGAAAUUAUGUCAAAAGUUUGGUAUUCACUAUUUGUUUUCGACACCUUACUAUCCACCGGUAAAUGGGUUAGUAGAGGUGUUUAAUAAAACAAUCAUGAGGAUACUGAAAAGGACGGUGACUAGAAAUAAGCGAGACUGGGAUGAAAGAUUGCAAGAGGCACUACUAUGGGUGUACAGGACAACCCACCGAACGGCAACAAGUACAACACCGUAUUCACUAGUUUAUGGUGUAAAGGCGGUCAUCCCGAUUGAAAUACGAGUCACGUCACUUAGAGUAGUUGUGCAUCAGUCAAUUACAAAUGAUGAAAAUGUAAAGAUAAGACUAAAAGAAUUGGACCUACUUGACAAGAAGCGUUUGGCAGCUCAGUAG